AUGCUGUACUCUCCAACCACGGCAGUCUUGACCUGCACUGUACUCUUGACCGCCUAUCUGUUCGCAUGCCGACUUCGUGAUUAUGCACGUCUAAGACACGUUCCUGGGCCCUAUUGGGCUGCCUGGACCGAUUUCUGGUUGAUACGGAAUCAAUUGAGCGGCAGGCUCAAUUUUACCCUGCAAGACCUCAAUAAACAGCAUGGUUUUGUCGUUCGGAUCGCUCCCAAUUGGGUCGUCUGCGGCGAUGGCGCCGAGCUGCGCCGCAUGUGGGCAGUUCGCUCGCCUUGGAAACGAGGACAUUGGUAUCGCGGCUUACGAAUCGACCCUUACCGAGACAGCACCAUCUCGACGAUAAACGACAAGACUCACGAGGCCCUCAGGUCCAAACUGGCGGCUGGCUAUUCGGGGAAGGACGUGGACGGCGUACACGAGCUCAUCAAUGAGCAGGUUGCUGGACUCGUCAACUUGCUGGAAACCAAGUAUCUUUCUACCGACACCACCUUCAAGACAGUCGACCUGGCACGAAAGGUCCAGUUUUUUACCCUCGAUGUCAUUUCCGCCUUAGCGUUCGGAAACAAGCUUGGCUACUUGGACUCUGACAACGACACGUUCCGCUACAUCGAGACCACGGAGAGGACCGUCCCGGCCAUGUUGGCGGCGGCACUGAUGCCCUCGCUCAUCGAGAUCAUACAAUCACCGAGGCUCAAAUGGCUCAUGCCGGACACCAAGAACAUGACAGGCAUUGGUCAUGUCAUGAAGAUGGCCCGCGACGUUGUGCAGGAACGCUACGGCGAUAAACCCGUCGUCAAGCGUGACAUGCUGGGGUCUUUUAUCGCUCAUGGACUGUCGAAGGAAGACGCUGAAGGCGAGACUCUGGUUCAAAUCAUUGCAGGAUCCGAUACUUCUGCAACGGCAAUCCGUUCUACAAUGCUGUUCUUGAUCACCAACCCACACGUUUAUGCUCGUCUGCAGGCCGAAAUAGACACCGCCAUCAAGUUAGGUCGGAUAUCCUCACCGAUUACCGACGAGGAGGCCAGGAAGUUCGAUUACCUCCAGGCCGUCAUCAGAGAGGGUCUGCGACUAUGGCCGCCCGCGACCGGUUUGCUGCCCAAGGUGUCGGAGCAAGAUGAGGUUGUCUGCGGAGUACAUAUACCGGCAGGCACCAAUGUCGCCUGGGCGCCGUGGACUGUCAUGAGAAGCAAAGAGACCUUUGGUGAAGAUGCCGACUUGUUCCGCCCAGAACGUUGGCUUGGGAUUUCCGAAGAGAAGUACAGGGCGAUGGACCAGCAAGUCAUGAUGGAUUUUGCUUCCGGCAGCCGAUGGGAGUGUCUCGGCAAGAACAUUGCCAUGAUCGAGCUAAACAAAGUUUACGUUGAGCUGCUGAGAAGAUUCGACAUUACCUUGCUGGACCCUUCGAAUCCUUGGAAGUCCUUCAACGCCGCUUUCUUCAUCCAAAGCGAGAUGCAUGUCAAAGUAACGCGGCGAUUUUCUACAGCUUGA
Messenger RNA from Colletotrichum higginsianum IMI 349063, 1500 nucleotides. Its product is annotated as Cytochrome P450 86A1. Bases 1 to 1500 code for a protein of 499 amino acids. The record is from RefSeq and is a predicted model, not a curated record. The transcript has 3 exons. Gene Ontology annotation, molecular function: monooxygenase activity; iron ion binding; oxidoreductase activity, acting on paired donors, with incorporation or reduction of molecular oxygen. NCBI's taxonomy places the organism in Eukaryota, Fungi, Ascomycota, Sordariomycetes, Glomerellales, Glomerellaceae.